GAGAUCCACACUGCUCACAUAGAUGGUGCCAGACCAGAGCUCUUAAAGAAGUUUACUAACAUCUUCCAAAGUAUGACCAAGGUGGAUAUUGUAACCAAGGCUGAGGAGCAUGCAGAGCAGCUCAAAAGAGCUGCAACAGAAUUUCAACAAGAGCUUCAUAAUGCUACCAACAGCACUGGGCUGCUCAGUGUGCAGGGUAUAGGAGCUUAUAAUUGCCUCAUAAAUGCCAUAGAGAAAGCAGAGAUGGCGGCAAAUCAGUCCAGAGAGGAUGCUGACCAAGCCAUAAAGGAUGUAAAGAAGGGAGGUCUGGUUAACAAGGCUGAAGGACUCCGAGAUAAUUCAACUCAAUUACAAACAGAGGCCAGCAACACUCAGAGUGACCUUAAAAUGCUCUCACAUACAGUGAAAACCCACAAAGACCGUGUGAAGAAGCAAAAGGAAAAAAGAGGAGCUCUGAGAACAGGCAUCUCAACCAUCAGAGAUGACCUAAAAACAAUCAAAAGAGAUGAAGAAGUUCUCAUUGACUCUGCAAAAACAGCUGCCUCUGCGUCUAGCUCCACAGUCAGAAACAUAACAGAGAGACUGAAGAAUAUCCGCCAGGAAGUGAAAGGAAUAAUUUUACCCAUUGUCAAUGAGAAUAUGGACAUGAUGAUUAAGGUAGAAGAGGCAUUGAGGAACUUGAACUCAGCUCUCCCUGUGAUGACAGACAACCUCACACAAGUUGAGGCUCUCAGCAGGCAGACGCUUCCCAGUGCCAACAUGACAGAAAGCAUCGAGAGAAUCAAGGAACUGAUAGAGGAGACAAGAAACUUUGUUAACAGGCUCUCCACUGCCACCACUUUCAAUGGGAAAGGUCACAUUGAGCUUCGUCCUCCGAGAAACCUCGAAGACAUAAAAGCAUUUACAGCUGUCGACCUGCUUCUCAAUCUCCAUCAAAACAAUACGUUCAAGACUGACCACAGGAGAAAGCGACGGCAGGACAAAGACAAAAAUGCCCACUUCUUCAUUUUCUAUUUGGGCAACAAGGACGCUUCAGGAGACUACAUUGGGAUGGCUAUCAGGAGAAAUGUGUUGAUUUGUGUCUACAAAUUGGGUGGAGUUGUCCAUGAGGUGGUAACCAGCCACAUAACAACAACCACCAAAGUGACCUCCUCAGACUUUGACAGGGUUGUCUUUCACAGAGUUUACCAAGAUGCUCAAGUUAACAUCACACAGAGCUUCACAUCACAGACGCCGGGCAACCUCUUUCUUUAUCAUAACCUUUCAAACACGAUGACUGGCGUCCUCGACCUGGAUCCAGACAGUGUUGUUGUCUACGUGGGCGGCUAUCCUGAAAACUUUACACCUCCAGUGGAGCUGCGUUACCCCAGAUACAGAGGAGCGAUGAAACUCUCCUUCAUCAAUGACAGUCCUGUUUGCCUGUUCAACUACAAACAUGCAGUCAAUAUGGAUGCAAAGCAGCCUUAUAUUAAGAUUCCCCAGUCAGAUGCAUGUAAUUACUAUGAUGGAACAGGUUACCUCAUGGCCUUCGUAAGAGAGCCAGACAAGAAACAGAAAAGACAGUUCAGAUUUUACACAACCACCAGAGAGGCAGACGCCUUGUUAUUCUACAUGGGAAAUGAAGAGUCUUUAUUCUAUGUGUUUCUGGAGAGAGGCUUCUUGGUGCUUCAGGAUCAGCAAGCAGGUCAAGAGCUCAGAGUUCAGAGUUCUGAGAAAAUGUCUCUCAAUGACACACUCUUCAUAGUCAGAACUGGAAGGCCAAAAUACUAAUAUUACUGUGUGCUAUGAACAAAAUAAAAUCAUCAUAGAUCAAA
Molecule: messenger RNA, 1814 nt
Organism: Lates calcarifer (barramundi perch)
Lineage: Eukaryota; Metazoa; Chordata; Actinopteri; Centropomidae
Product: laminin subunit alpha-3
Exons: 13
Coding region: 73-1770 (565 amino acids)
Biological process (GO): cell adhesion
Source: RefSeq, a predicted model, not a curated record